CCAUGAGUGAUCCGUCGAUAGUUGGCAUAUGAGUGGACUAGCUGGUAAAACAGAAAUCCUGAUUUGACUGACCAAAAGUUCAAUGCAAUGCUCUGGAGUCCAAGUGAAGUACUUGCAUAUUUCAAAGAUGAUGCAGGUAACGAGGGUGCUGCUCAAUCAGAAGAGAUAAGGUUUUCAAGCAAAAGUGCAUUUGGAGGUUUUGAAACAUGGCCUUCUCCAAAGGAAGAUUUUAUAUUGAUUGCCGAAAAUUCUGAAAUACAUGGGCCUAAUCCCUUGUUUACAAUACCUCUGCAAAAGCCAGAAGUGGAUUUGAAUUUCCUGUCAACAAAAAUUCUUUCUGCGGAUUAUCAAGGCCUUAGCAAUCAUAAAACUGUGUCCCUGGAAACUGCACAACUUUUAAUGCCUGACAUAGCUCAUGAUAUUCAUGUUGCUGCAAUUUAUUUUCUACUAUUUGAUACAGAAGCUCGAGGAUUCAUUCGUCCUACUUGUCUUGCCUAUUUUACUUCUGACAAAAAGAAGCUGAUUUCCCUUGCAGAACCUAUUUUAAAUUGCUUGCUAAAAGUAAGCAUCUUUUUUGUUUCUUUCAAAUGUUAUGUUGCAUCAAAAGAAUCUUGUGAAGAUGAAACUGACGCAGCUCACUGCAUCAAAACCCAAUCUGUGUUAGAAGACAUUCAAGAUGUGCUUAGCGUUAUUGAGAAUUACAAAGGUGAUAAAGAAAUUGAAAAACAGUCAAGUGAUAUUAUUGAAAAGCUGAAGCAAAAUGCCAUAAGUCCUGAAGUGAAAAGUUUUGUAUCUACUGCUACUGCCAUUGAUAAACCCCACGAAGUAAACAUUCCACCUCAAAACAGUCAUAAAAAGCUAAUGAAGAAUUUAUCCCUAAUCUGUGGAGACAGGGGAAUUGUUCUGGGAUUGUAUCAUCUUUACAUUAUGUACAAAGUGUGA
Messenger RNA from Uloborus diversus, 942 nucleotides. RefSeq lists its product as uncharacterized. Gene Ontology annotation, cellular component: guanyl-nucleotide exchange factor complex. The transcript is spliced from 10 exons. The record is from RefSeq and is a predicted model, not a curated record. The coding region runs from base 88 to 942 and encodes 284 amino acids. NCBI's taxonomy places the organism in Eukaryota, Metazoa, Arthropoda, Arachnida, Araneae, Uloboridae.